AUGGCCAGCAAUCCCUCAUACCUUAUUAUCGGCGCCGGUGUCUUUGGUGUAUCAACCGCCUACCACCUCAUACAAAAGUAUCCUAAUGCAUCUAUAACUCUGGUUGAUCGGGAUGCAUAUGAUGCUGAGUCGCGCGUGGCUGCAUCAUGGGAUUGGAACAAGGUCGUCCGUGCUGAUUACGACGACAAGGUCUACUGUAGACUUGCUCUUGAAGCUCAAGAUAUUUUCAAAUCCGAUCCUCUUUGGCAGCCACACUUUCACCAGACAGGUGUUUACUGGAAUUGCCGCAGCGACUAUGCGCAAAAUGUGAUCACAAACCACAAGGAACUUGGCCGCAAUGAUGAUAUUAUUGCUCUCCCUGUUGCCGAAGCUAGAAAGCUUUAUGGAGGAAUCUUCAAUAACGCUGACUACACCGGUGUCAAAGAGGUUCUUGUGAACAGGGCUAGUGGUUGGGCUGCCGCUGGAGAUGCUCUUCGAGCAGUGACAAAAAGAUGCCUAGAAUUGGGCGUAUCAUACGUCACUGCAUCCGUUACUAACCUUGAAUUCGAUGGACAAGGCUCCUGUACCGGUGUUAAGACACGAUCUGGAGAGACUUUGUUAGCCACACAUGUUAUUGUCGCUGCUGGGGCUUUCACACCGACAUUGCUGGAGUGGAGUGCUGCCAAGAGUGGCAACCCCGGGCUACGAGCUGGAGAGCGAAUUGUCGCGGCUGGUAUUACGACCGGAAUGGCACAGCUCAACGAGGAGCAAUACAAAAAGUUCAAAGACAUGCCUGUUGGCUUCCAGGGCUACACACCGGCUGAAGGCAAACCAUUCAUUGGUACCCUUCCUCCUACUAAAGACCGAGAGCUCAAGUGGUGGGGAUCUAAAAUUUUCACAAACACCCGAGAAGUACUCCCCGGACAUCACAUCUCUUCUCCGCCGCCCACGCAUGACUAUAACCAGUGGAAGGUCCCAGGACCUCUCAAGCAAGAUAUUGUAGAAGCGAGGAAUCUGUGGUAUGGGCCCGAAAGCGCAACCUGGGAGAUGACGAAACACCGCAUUUGCUGGGACGCUUUCACCACUACCUCGGACUUCAUCAUUUCACCCCACUCCGCCUCCAAAGGACUAUAUAUCGCCACUUGUGGUUCGUUCCAUGGAUACAAGUUUUUCCCCGUGCUUGGCAAGUACAUCACGCAGAUGCUUGAGGGGAAAUUGGCGCCUGAAUUGAUGGGGAAAUGGGCAUGGGAUCGACAGAGACCUGACUCGUCUCAAAAUGACACAAUUUCUGCUCUCAUCAACUCUUCUAUCGAUCUGCUGGCCGAGAAAGCUGGAGACACAGGCGACAGCCUCAUCGAUAAGCUGGACGGCACUGCAAAGCAUCUGAGAGAAGGCACGAAUCCAAGCGUGGAUGCAAACUUGUUCUCACCUAAUGGCUCCGACAAAUCUCUCGACUGGUUGUCGUGCAAUACCUCAGUUAUGUGGGCCGGAGAGAGAUUGAAAAAUGGCGGAAUGGCGAAUAUGUCUGGAGAUGACGCUGGCUCCCUACCCGUACAUCCCGAGCUAACUAAAUACUGGAAAAGCACCAUCCCCCAUGCGCAAAAGAUACAGCCGCACAUCAACGGCCUCGCUAGUUCAUUCAGCGAUAGUUGGAAAAAUAAAAGCUCCGUCUCAUCAGGUGAGGCUUUGGAACCCGUACCCGAUUUUGCGGACAACUGUCCUGAUGCUCUGAAAUCAAAUGCUGCCGAAUUUCUUCACGGGAUACAAUUCGUCCUCGAGCAUUUUACCAAGUACGGCAACGCGAAGAUUUCCAUUCCUGUGAUCAGUGGCUUAUACAAGUCUCUGGUCGGUCAUGACCUAACGGUGUUUGAUGCCAUCUCGCUGAUCAUUGGCAUUGUCACUAAUACCAUCACCACUAUCAUCACCGGGUCACCGCCUCCAAUUAUCGCUGGUCUAGAAAAGUCCGACAAUCCUACUCAAUAUGAGUCAGGCAAGCCUGGCUCACGUAUGUCAGACAGGCUUAUUGAUAUCCUUAUCGGCUCCAACAAGGUCGACCCGAAAGUCCUUCAAGCAUUCAAGACGUUCGUGAGCGGGGCGCUGGUCGCUAAAUCGGUCUUCGAUCGAAUCAUCGGCACUAUUAAAUGGCUGAAAAGGAUAACGUCAGAAGGUCUUGCCGAAAAACCAAACAUUGGUUUUGGAGACUGUUUCGAAGCUAUAUGUCUAGGCAUUGGUACCAUUGCCUCAUUCCCAACGAAUCGGAAGAUGCCCGCAUUUGAUAUCCGGAAGGUGAUUUGUUGUUUCGAUCUCAUCAAAAACAUUGCUCAUAUCUACGCUGCAUGUAUGUCCUCGGUCAAGGAACUUGCUGAGGUCAUGAGCGUCGACUUGUUUGUGGUGCUGAUCGAUACAGGAGUGAGUGUCAUAACGUCAGGUCUCGGUAUAAUGGCCGGGGCGCUUGAAUUGGACACGCCGUCGUGGAAGGAUUACAACGUUGCAGUUUCUACUGCUGGGAUUGUGAAAUGUGUGUUUUCUGCUACUGGAAGUAUCGCUUAUUUCCUGGUUUACCUUGAACCCAAGAACCUAGAAGUUAGUUUGCCCAGUGCUGGGAUAUGGCAGGCCACAUCGGCUGGCAAGGUCUGGCUGGAGUGCUUUAAGUGGACGGUGGAGCGUCAUGAGGCAUGA
This is a messenger RNA of Penicillium griseofulvum, 2658 nucleotides long. RefSeq names its product NAD(P)/FAD-dependent oxidoreductase. The transcript is spliced from 6 exons. Bases 1 to 2658 code for a protein of 885 amino acids. NCBI's taxonomy places the organism in Eukaryota, Fungi, Ascomycota, Eurotiomycetes, Eurotiales, Aspergillaceae. The record is from RefSeq and is a predicted model, not a curated record. Gene Ontology annotation, molecular function: flavin adenine dinucleotide binding; sarcosine oxidase activity; saccharopine oxidase activity.